Molecule: messenger RNA, 1773 nt
Organism: Cololabis saira (Pacific saury)
Lineage: Eukaryota; Metazoa; Chordata; Actinopteri; Beloniformes; Belonidae
Gene: phykpl
Product: 5-phosphohydroxy-L-lysine phospho-lyase
Exons: 13
Coding region: 178-1524 (448 amino acids)
Cellular component (GO): mitochondrion
Molecular function (GO): transaminase activity; pyridoxal phosphate binding
Source: RefSeq, a predicted model, not a curated record
GAAGCACUAAAUGCAUGCAGUGGACGUUAGCACCUAGCUCAAUGGUUGUUACUUAUAGAGUUGGAAAAUAGUUUUUUUAAGUCAUGUAACUAUCGAUCGAUAAUUGUUCUCAAACAGCUUCCUUACUUCAUCAUUCUUCGUCACUUUAUAUAUAUAGAGAGAGAGAAUCACGAAGUUAUGGCAGAGGAAAAACUCAAAAAAGAAGAAACUCUCGCCAUGAGACGUAGGUUGAUCGGCCAGUCGUGCAGACUAUUUUAUUCAGACGACCCAGUGAAAAUAGUGAGAGGAAGAGGACAAUAUCUUUUCGACGAAAACGGAAAACGCUAUUUGGACUGCAUUAGUAACGUCCAACAUGUGGGUCACUGUCACUCGGCCGUGAACAAGGCUGCAGCCGCACAAAUGGAGAUGCUGAACAUAAAUGCUCGAUUCCUUCAUGACAACAUAGUCCUGUAUGCAGACCGCCUCGCUGCCACCUUGCCUGAGAAAUUGUCUGUCUUCUAUUUUGUUAACUCUGGUUCAGAAGCGAAUGAUCUGGCCCUCCGCUUGGCACAACAAUACACCCAAAACCAGGAUGUCAUAGUGCUGGAGCAUGCAUACCACGGGCAUCUCACGUCCCUUAUCGACAUUAGUCCGUACAAGUUCCAAAAACUGGCCGGUCAGAAAGAAUGGGUUCAUGUGGCACCCUUACCAGACACCUACAGAGGCAUAUACAGAGAGGACCAUCCCAACCCAGGCCAAGCAUACGCUGAUACAGUAAAAGGUCUAAUAGAAGAGAUCCACAGGAAAGGCCGUAAGAUCUCAGCCUUCUUUGCUGAAUCGUUGCCGAGUGUGGGAGGACAGAUUAUCUUUCCCCAGGGAUACUCUGCUAAAGUUGCAGAAUAUGUGCGGUCAGCUGGUGGAGUUUUUGUGGCAGAUGAAGUGCAGACAGGUUUUGGAAGAGUCGGGAGCCAUUUUUGGGCUUUCCAGCUGCAGGGAGAGGAUUUCUGUCCUGACAUAGUGACCAUGGGAAAACCAAUGGGCAAUGGUCAUCCCCUGGCAUGUGUGGCAACUACCAUGGACAUAGCUGGAGCUUUCACAGCGAAUGGAGUGGAGUACUUCAAUACGUUUGGAGGGAAUCCAGUGUCGUGUGCCAUUGGCAUGGCCGUUCUUGAUGUGAUAGAAGAGGAAGACCUCCGAGGAAAUGCCCGAAGGGUGGGAUUGCAUCUUAAAGACUUGCUCACAAAACUUAAAGAAAGACAUGAAAUAAUUGGAGAUGUCAGAGGUGCAGGACUGUUUGUGGGACUUGAGCUGGUUACAGACAGAGAGAGGACUCCUGCCACUAAGACUGCAGCAUGGGUGGUGAAGAGGUUGAAGAAGGAUGAUCGAAUCUGUGUCAGUACAGACGGCCCCUGGGAGAAUGUCUUGAAAUUUAAGCCUCCAAUGUGCUUCAGCACUGAGGAUGCAGAACUAGUGGUACAAUGUAUUGACCGCAUCCUCUCUGAUAUGAAAGCCAGUGACCUCAGACUUGAAAAUGAAGACAUCUAAAGGUGUUCACUACCAGUUCAUGGCAUCAACUUGAUUAAAAAAAAAAAGGAAAGAAAAAAAAAAAAAAAAGAUGUGAAGUCACCUCCGAUAGUUCCCGGCUCACUGGAAUUAAACAGUCAGCUGAUACCAGCUAAAGCAUGGUGAAGUCAUCACAUCGGAGGUAGUAAUGGACCAGAAGAUGCCAAUGUAACACUAAAAUACCAUGUACUUACAAAAAUAAAAAAGGUUUGUAUGUAAUCCCAACUUGUG